UAUGUAUAUGCAUGUAAUGUAAUGUAAUGCUAGGUGUCCGGCAAUUCCGGCGGAAGAUGGAGUAUUUGACAAAUUGAUUUAACGAAUUUACCAAUUUGGGUGUCUAAAACUCUCAUUCUCUUCUCACAGAUCUACAUGUUAGGUCCAAGUAAAUGUAAUUCUCACGCUUCUAGAUAGAGAGAAAAAGAGAUCCCUUUAGUCAUGUAUUGAAAUAUUCUAAGAGAGAGAGAGAGAGAGAGAGAGAGUGUGAGAGUGAGAGUUGUUUUUGUAUUUGCGAGUUUUACUGCUAUUAUGUCGGGGUUUGAGGUAGGUCUAUUUCGCAGAAACUUGGAAUGAAUGAAUAGUUUAAUUGGGUUUGCUUGUACACGAAAAAAAUAAAAUAAAAAAUAUUAAUUGAGAAUUACAGUUGGGAUCGAGCUCUACUGAUCAGCACAGCGUGUUAAUGCAGACUUAAAAAUUACAUAUAUCGUAUCACAUUAAUUGUGUACAUAUAUAGACACAGAGAAAGAGAGAGAAUAUAUAAAUGUAUGCAUGUACGUAUGUGUAGAUGAGGGGAUAGUCUUUCACGAGCGAGCUUUGUCGCGAUUGGAUCGAUAUUGGACGAACCCAUCACUGUCUCACUCUCGUUCUCUCUCCUCGCUCUGAAAUUUGGAAGCCGUGUAGCUAAAUCCAGAGAGAUAGAGAGUGGGAAAGAGAAAGAGAUGGUGCGAAUGAAGAAGAGCAGUCGGAGCUGAGAGAAGACGAAAACUGAGGUAGUCAUAACCCGACUCGUGAAAUCCGCAUCAUUGUAGGCUGAAAUUUGGGGGAGUUUGGUUUCAGUCUCUCUCUCUCUCUCUCUGCAUUUCAGGUUGCAAAAUGUCGAGGCCACUACAACGAGGUGUAUCUGGUGGGGGGCGAUUCUCGGGGAACAAUCAUGAUUUCUGGGAUGACUCUCAGAAGAAAGACAAAACUGAUAAAGAAAAUCUCGAUAAAUUUGGUUCUUCCGAUCACACAUUAAUAUCUUUCAAAUUUCCUAUUCGGUUAUCUGUUCCGGAUAAUUCACCUUCUAUACACAGUCCUAGUGAGAAUGGUUUCGCAUCUGAUCCCUACAGCCCCGGGACAUUGAGAAGUCGCCACAAGUUAACUUUGCUCUUUAUUAAGUUAAGUUUAGUUGCAAUCGUAGUUCUUGCUCUUAUUGGAUCCUUUUUGUGGACAAUGUCGAUCACAAUCUCAUCAAGAGUUCACAUAUUUCGUGGGGAUAAGAGUAUACAAGCACAAAUUGCAUCAGACCUUUGGGAUAUUGGAGAGCUGUCUGUUGGUUCUACAAGGUUGAAAGAAUUGGAAUUCUGUCCCCUGGAGUCUGAAAAUUAUGUUCCUUGCUUCAAUGCUACAGAGAAUCUUGCUUUGGGUUUUUCUAAAGGAGAAGAGUACGACCGCCAUUGUACGCAUGGAUCGAGGCAAAAUUGCUUGGUUCUUCCCCCCGUCAAUUAUAAGAUUCCUCUUAGAUGGCCUACUGGAAAAGAUGUUAUAUGGGUUGCAAAUGUGAAAAUUACUGCACAGGAAGUGCUUUCCUCUGGAAGCUUGACCAAGAGGAUGAUGAUGUUGGAGGAAGAGCAGAUCUCAUUCCGUUCAGCUUCUCUUAUGUUCGAUGGUGUUGAAGACUACUCGCAUCAAAUUGCUGAAAUGAUUGGGCUAAGAAAUGAAUCUAUCUUUUUACAAGCUGGAGUUAGAAUCAUCUUGGAUAUAGGAUGUGGUUAUGGUAGCUUUGGAGCACAUCUCUUUUCAAAACAAUUGUUAACCAUGUGUAUUGCAAACUAUGAGGCUUCAGGCAGCCAAGUUCAGCUAACGCUUGAAAGAGGUCUUCCUGCAAUGCUUGGUUCUUUUACUUCGAAGCAAUUGCCAUAUCCAUCUCUUUCCUUUGAUAUGGUGCAUUGUGCACGAUGUGGCAUUGACUGGGAUAAAAAAGAGGGUAUUCUUUUGAUUGAAGCUGAUCGUGUAUUGAGGCCUGGUGGAUACUUCGUGUGGACUUCACCAGUUACCAAUGUUCAGGGCUCCCGUCGCAACAAAGAGAAUCAGAAAAGAUGGAAUUUUGUGCGCAGUUUUGCAGAAAUGCUCUGCUGGGAUAUGUUGCCACAGCAAGAUGAAACUGUUGUGUGGAAAAAGACGAGUAAAAAGAGUUGUUAUGAUUCUAGGAAAUCUGGAUCUGGUCCCUCCAUCUGCAGUAAGGGCCAUGAUGUUGAAUCCCCAUAUUAUCGACCUCUCCAAUCCUGCAUAGGAGGAACGCACAGCCGUCGAUGGGCUCCGAUUGAAGAAAGGCCGACCUGGCCUUCUAGGGCUAAAUUGAACUCAAGUGAACUUGCAAUCUAUGGUUUGCCUCCAUAUGACUUCACUGAGGAUAUCCUAAACUGGAACUCAGCAGUUCGUAACUAUUGGUCUCUUCUCUCACCACUAAUUUUUUCUGAUCAUCCAAAGAGACCUGGUGAUGAGGAUCCUUCUCCACCUUAUAAUAUGCUCAGAAAUGUGUUGGACAUGAAUGCCCGUUUUGGUGGCUUCAAUUCUGCUUUAUUGGAAUCUGGGAAAUCCGUUUGGGUCAUGAAUGUGGUCCCUACAAUUGGGCCCAACUCCCUUCCCUUAAUCCUUGAUAGGGGUCUUGUUGGAGUAUUACAUGACUGGUGUGAACCAUUUCCAACUUACCCUAGAACAUAUGAUUUGGUCCAUGCUGAAGGACUUUUAUCACUUGAAACUGAUCAGCAGCGAAGGUGUACCAUGCUAGAUCUCUUCUCUGAGAUAGAUCGUUUACUUCGUCCAGAGGGGUGGGUGAUACUCCGUGACUCUGCCUCUCUCAUUGAAAUAGCAAGAACUCUCGCUGCGAGGCUGAAAUGGGAGGCACGAGUCGUAGAAAUCGAGAGUAACAGUGAUGAGAGACUCCUCAUCGCCCAGAAACCUCUCGUCAAGAGACAAGCAACCUGA
This is a messenger RNA of Camellia sinensis, 2949 nucleotides long. Its product is annotated as putative pectin methyltransferase QUA2. Gene Ontology annotation, molecular function: methyltransferase activity. The record is from RefSeq and is a predicted model, not a curated record. Lineage: Eukaryota; Viridiplantae; Streptophyta; Magnoliopsida; Ericales; Theaceae. Gene Ontology annotation, cellular component: cytoplasm.